Molecule: messenger RNA, 1765 nt
Organism: Athalia rosae (coleseed sawfly)
Lineage: Eukaryota; Metazoa; Arthropoda; Insecta; Hymenoptera; Athaliidae
Exons: 2
Coding region: 196-1746 (516 amino acids)
Cellular component (GO): extracellular region
Molecular function (GO): chitin binding
Source: RefSeq, a predicted model, not a curated record
AGAAUAGAAGCUAGUUCGAACGUUCUGCUAACGUUAAUAGCGCGGAUCAAGAAACAAGUUCACUUAACUGUACCCUGGAAAGAAGGCAGAAGUGUCAAUAGAACUACUCUAAUUGUACGCAGACGUGUGAAACACGUAUAAGAAGAUUUCGAAGCGUGAGAAAGCUCUCAGUGAUGUCCGAGCUCUGACCCGAAGAUGACAGUCGCCAAGAGACUGGAGGUUUAUUCGUUGCUCUUAGGAUUCAUCGGGGCGAUUGCGGCAUCCAAGUGUCCCGAGCCCAGGAAACCGCAUCUGACGAGCUGCACGAUUUUUUAUAACUGCGUUAAUUUACCCGGCGGUGGUUACGUCUGGGCUCCAGCUAGAUGCACUAACGGUCUGGUUUUUCAGCCGUACCUAAGGAUUUGCGUUCUGCCCGGAGACUCGUGGACUUGCGAUAUUCUGGCUACCGAACCACCGGAAACAACGACGAGAGAAAUGCCGGAGCUGAUAGAUUCGACGCUAACGAGUUAUUUGGGAUACGGCGAGGACGACGCUUCGAAAUACGGUGAGCCCGUCGACUCUUAUUACAAAUUGGACAGAUACACGGAGCCUUCCGAAACCCACUCCACGGUGACACCGUACCCGUUGAUCGAAGUCACGGCGCCUAAUUCCUACAUAAAUCAAAUCGACAGCACCAUUCAGAACAUCGGUUUACCGAUAGCGAUAAAACACAGCGAGGACAACUACCUCUACCACUUCGUCAAUGGACAACAAGUGCUUUCCACCCCCGCGAACGCUAACAGCGAACAACUUCAGACGCAUCUGCAACAUCUGAGCGAACUUUUGGAAAGAUUAACCGCCAAUCAAGGCGUCGGUAUUCCUCACGACAGACAACCACCUCUGUACGCAACCACCACCACGACGACCCCGAGAUCCGCGAUCGAUUACGCCGGCGAUUACAACGGCAACGAUUUUCUUUCGAACGGAUAUUCCAACGAGAAACAAGGCUCGGCGAUACUGAAUUUUUUGCUCAAAAAUUAUCUACAAAAAAACGAAGGGCAGAGUAACGGAGUGUUCUCGAAUUUGGGAACUAUAGCAAAACUGAGGACUGCGGAGCAGACCACUCAAAAGGCGAACGACGAGCCCCACGGGGUCCCAACGACGACGGAGCCGGUGGAUCUCGAGAUAAAAGGGCACCAGUCCGAAGAUAACAUCGUCGUGGUGAGCGACAGUUUGAAUAACAAGCAGUAUUUCACGAUCGGCAAAUACAAGAGCAUAGCUCACCAACUGCUGAGCGAAACGGUGGAACUUUUGCCCUGCACGAACGGAGUGCGACUACCGAAUUCAACGGAUUGCACAAGAUAUUACAGCUGCGAACCGAGCACGGCCAAGAUCCGGCAGUUUUCUUGCCCCGAAAAUACAGCGUUCAAUCAGUACAAGAGACUGUGCGAAACCGGCGAGUACGCUCUGUGUAAAAGUGAGGCGACAAAAACGGUUCUGAGAAUUUCCCACACGACCGUCGCUCCGAAAAUGAACGGCGAUAACGGAGAAGCUUCGAAGGAGAAUACGGAAAAUAAAAGCCCCUGCCAGACGAUCGGAAAGCACAGUGAUCCGACGUCCGAGAAACAUUAUUAUCUCUGUUUUUCGGAAAAGGAUAGAUCGAACGACAUGAAAUUCCAAAGGAUGGUUUGCCCGAAUAGUUUGAUUUUUUGCGAGGAUAAAAAUUUAUGCACAACGAGAAAACGGUGCCGCCAAUUCCAGUCCUAAGGAUAAGGUUGUUCGAUUC